Messenger RNA from Astyanax mexicanus (Mexican tetra), 1947 nucleotides. It is a transcript of the gene dcaf11, whose product is annotated as ddb1 and cul4 associated factor 11. Bases 205 to 1842 code for a protein of 545 amino acids. Lineage: Eukaryota; Metazoa; Chordata; Actinopteri; Characiformes; Acestrorhamphidae. The record is from RefSeq and is a predicted model, not a curated record. Gene Ontology annotation, cellular component: Cul4-RING E3 ubiquitin ligase complex. The transcript is spliced from 15 exons. Gene Ontology annotation, biological process: proteasome-mediated ubiquitin-dependent protein catabolic process. Gene Ontology annotation, molecular function: protein binding.
CGUCGUGAACGCGCAUCGCUUCAUAAACAACAUGGAGGGUCUGAGGCAGAGAGAGGGGCUCAUAAAAGCGGAUUAGAGGAGCGGGGGAGCGAGCUGUCAGCCGGGGGUCGGGUUUGUAUGAGUACAGGGAGCGGUACCGCAGGUGUCCGGGAGUAACAGUGGACGCGGAGAGCUGAGAGACUGCAGAGUGACGGUGCUCGGUCUAUGGGCUCUCAGUCCAGUUCUGGGAUGUCCGGUCGGGGCUCCAGCGGCAACCCAGACCAGUCAGAACCAGAAUCUAACCAGAAUUCCAACCAGAGAGGCCGCCGGCAGCCCGAGAGGCAGGCAGACAGAGCAUCAGCGUCCGAGGAGGACGUUGAUUUAGCACAAGUACUGGCGUACCUACUGAGAAGGGGCCAGGUCAGACUGGUCCAUGGGAGUGGAGCAACAGGACUGCAGCUCGUCCAGUCUGUCUCAGACUCUGAUGAGGACAGUGAUGGAGCCUGGGAGGGACGUCUGGGACACCGUUAUGAUCCUCCGGUGGACUCCCAUCCGGAUACUCAGGAAGUGGAUCGCAGUGAGAUCCGAACACAGAUCCUGCUGGCCACUGCCUCCUCAAAUCUGAAGGGGAAACACAGCUUUACACACAUGCUGAAUCAGAGGGAGCAGGGUCGGUGUCGUGGAUCCAGUUUCUCUCAUGGCGAGUGCAGUCGGAUACGCUCACAUUUUCUGCCCAAUUUUGUGGCUCAUAAGGACACGUACCAUCAGAAAGCUUUCUGUGGAGUCUACAGUGACGAUGGAAAUAUGUUCCUUUCAGCAUGUCAAGAUCAGAAUAUCAGGCUGUACGACACCAGCAGAGGUGGCUUUACACUGGUGCGCACGGUGAAAGCGAGGGAUGUGGGCUGGAGUGUGCUGGAUGUGUGUUUCACUCCAGGCUCACGAUCUGUACUCUACUCCAGUUGGUCUGACUACAUUCAUGUCUGCAGUAUAGAUGGUGAAAGUGAAACGCACACCGCUCUGGACCUCAAUCCAGAUGAACGGAGGUUCUGUGUGUUUUCACUGGCGGCAUCCAUAGAUGGCAAAGAAAUUCUGGGCGGAGCGAAUGACGGAUGCCUGUAUGUGUUUGAUCGUGAACAGAAUAAAAGAACUCUAAAGAUUGAUGCUCAUGAGGACGAUGUAAAUGCAGUUGCGUUUGCAGACAGUUCGUCUCAGCUGCUGUUUUCAGGCAGUGAUGAUGCUGUGUGUAAAGUGUGGGACAGACGCACGCUAAGGGAGGACAGACCACAGCCUGUUGGUCAACUCGCAGGACACAGAGAUGGAAUUACCUUUAUACACAGCAAGGGUGAUGCACGGUAUCUGAUCAGUAACUCUAAAGAUCAAACAAUUAAGCUGUGGGACAUCAGGAAGUUCUCACCUAAAGAGGGUCUUGCUGCCUCGCGGCUCGCUGUAACCCAGCAGAACUGGGACUACCGUUGGCAGCAGGUUCCUCAGAGAGCUCUAAAGAAACAUAAGCUGACAGGAGACACGUCAGUGAUGACCUACAGAGGUCACGGAGUGCUGCACACGCUCAUCCGCUGCCGUUUCUCUCCUGAGUUCAGUACGGGUCAGAGGUUCAUCUACACGGGUUGUUCCACUGGCAGGAUCAUCAUAUAUGAUGUGCUGACUGGCCGUGUGGUGUCCAAACUGUCAGGUCAUGAUGCGUGUGUGAGGGAUGUCAGUUGGCACCCAUUUCAGGACAACAUAAUCAGCAGCUCUUGGGAUGGAGCAGUUCGACUGUGGGAACACAGGCAGACCCACCCGCUGGAUGAAGAGAGCGAUCGAGCACAGGAGCGGAUGAGAGUGAGAGAGGAGAGGAAGGAGUGACAGUGAAACAGAAUUGCAAAGAAAGUGUGCAAUAUCAUUAAACAUGCCUCUGGGCUGGCAGAGUGAUUUUGGAGUGAUGUAAUAUUGAUUUUUUUCUUCUUCCCC